Messenger RNA from Entamoeba dispar SAW760, 1125 nucleotides. RefSeq lists its product as uncharacterized. The transcript has a single exon. Lineage: Eukaryota; Evosea; Mastigamoebida; Endamoebidae. The record is from RefSeq and is a predicted model, not a curated record. The coding region runs from base 1 to 1125 and encodes 374 amino acids.
AUGAGUUUAGAAUCAGCAACUUCAUUAAAAUUAUUUUCUCAUCCUAUUGAUACAUUAAAAUUUUUUUAUUAUUAUAUUCUUCGUCAAAUAAAAACAUUAUAUAAUUAUGUUAUUCAUUCAACUCUAAUUCUUAUUAUUUUAUCAGUUUUAGUUCUUCAUAUAAUAUUGUCAAUUUUUACACCACCAUUUUUACAUUCUUAUUUAUUAACAACAAAUUUCAUAAUCAAAUAUAUUCUUUGGUGGUUUGGAUUAGGUGUACUUUCUUCUGUAGGUUUAGGAACAGGAAUGCAUACUGGAUUAUUAUUCCUUUUCCCACAUAUUCUCAAUGUAUGUUUAGCUGCAUCUGCAUGUCAUUCAAUGAAUUUUACAUCAUAUAGUGAUAUUUGGUUUAAUUCAAAUAGUUUUAAAUGUUUAACAAUUAUUGAUGAAACACAAACAAAUCCAUCAUUUGUCCAAAUAUUUCUUCGAGUAUUUUUACCAUGUUUUAUUUGGGGAGUAGGAACAGCAUUUGGUGAAAUUCCACCAUAUUUCUUAGCAUAUACAAGUGCUAUGGCAGGAAAAGAAAAUAGAGAAAUAUUACAUUUAAAAGAAGAAAAACCAACAAAUAUUAUUUCUAAAAGUAUUCAAUGGAUGCAAUUAAUAAUGAUUGAUAUGGUUAAUAAAUAUGGAGUAUGGGCUAUUGUUGCACUUUCAGCAUGGCCAAAUGCAGCAUUUGAUUUAUGUGGAAUGUGUUGUGGUUAUAAUUUAGUUCCACUUCAAACAUUUCUUGGAGGAACAAUUAUUGGUAAAGCAUUUAUUAAAGUUAAUCUUCAAGCAAUCUUCUUUAUCACAAUAUUUAGUAGAGAACAUCUUGAUUUAUUUGUUUCAUUUUUGAAACAUAUUAGUAUUAAAUUAGCUAUUAUUGUUAAUGACCUUCUUGAUCAAACUGCAGAACAAUUCACAAAUGUUGAUAUUGAAAAGCCUAAACCAUUAAUUAGUUAUCUUUGGAAUGGAAUGAUUAGUUUAAUUAUUAUUUAUUUUGUAAUUUCAUGUAUUGAACAAUUAGCUCAACAAGAGGCAAUUCACCAAUAUCUAGAAACAAAAAGUUCUAAUGAAAAUGUUUGUGCUAAAUCAAAACAAGAAUAA